Molecule: messenger RNA, 688 nt
Organism: Leucoraja erinaceus (little skate)
Lineage: Eukaryota; Metazoa; Chordata; Chondrichthyes; Rajiformes; Rajidae
Product: mesoderm posterior protein 1-like
Exons: 1
Coding region: 62-688 (208 amino acids)
Biological process (GO): somite rostral/caudal axis specification; regulation of transcription by RNA polymerase II; heart morphogenesis
Cellular component (GO): nucleus
Molecular function (GO): DNA-binding transcription factor activity, RNA polymerase II-specific; protein dimerization activity; RNA polymerase II cis-regulatory region sequence-specific DNA binding
Source: RefSeq, a predicted model, not a curated record
GUGUGGAGCGUGAGUGUACUUGUGUGCGUGUACACGUGUUGUGUGUGUGUGUUGUGUGUGUAUGGACAUGACAGUUGUCCAGCCCCAGGGCUGCCCCAUUGCCCGUGGACAUUGCAGGCGGCCAGAGUGGGCCAGUGCUGUGGGCUGUGGUCCUGACCCCCCCUUCACAGACUGGUCCACGGGCGAGUGGGCGGCCACAGUCUUACACCGCUCGAUGCUGGCAGACGGAGCCCGGCCAACCAGCCAAUCCCACAGCAGCCCCACCGACUACAGCCUCUCGCCCAUCUCGUCCGUCCACUCCUGCUGCAGGUUGUCCCCUCCGCACGUCCCCGGGACAUCUGGAAGGACGAGGAAGGUGGGGCCGCGGUGCGUGUCUGGCCAGAGACAGAGCGCUAGCGAGAGGGAGAAGCUGCGGAUGAGGGGCCUGGCCAAAGCCCUGCGCAACCUGCGGACCUACCUCCCCCCGUCCGUGGCCCCGGCUGCCCAGAGCCUGACCAAGCUGGAGACCCUGCGGCUGACCACCCGCUACAUCGCCCACCUGACGGACGUGCUGGCCUUGGGCGAGCAGAUGCCCGCGGGGGGCCCCACAGGGACAGCGCUGCCAACACUCCUGGCUGCAUCACCCUGCUCUCUCGCCAUCAUUCCCCUGCCCUCCGCUACCAACCACCCACCAGCCACAGUCACCUGA